CAAGCUCAAGUUUUGAAAACACCAAACUACAAGCUGUUAAGUGUUAACCUUUAUAGAGCUUUUUCUCUACUACUGCGACUCAUUUUUUGAUCAUCGAAGAUGAGCCUCUCUACAUGGAGUACUGGUUUAUGUGGAUGCUGUGAAGAUCCCUGCGUUUGUCUAAUUACUUGGUGUUUUCCAUGUAUUACUUUUGGCCAAAAUGUAGAGAUCAUUGAUAAAAAAGCCACAUCUUGUGCCUGUGCGGGGUUGAUUUUCUGCGCCCUUUACUUCGUUGGGGUUCCAUGUUUGUACUCUUUUACAUAUCGAAGCAAGCUAAGAAGCAAUUAUUCAUUGCCAGGAGAAGCUUGUGGAGAUUGUUGUAUUCAUUGGUGCUGUCUCCAUUGUGCUAUUUGUCAAGAGUACAGAGAGCUUAAGAAUCGUGGACUUGAUCCUUCCAAAGGUUGGGUGCCAAAUGCUGAGAAAAUGAACAAAGGUGAAGCCAUGGCACCUCCAGUUGUUGCACAAGGUAUGCCUCGUUAAGAUUCCUGAGGCUGACGAUAUCCUUUUGGGAAAUUCUUAUUUAGAUCCAGUUUAUUAUAGACCUAAGAUAUAAAUAUAUAGAACUCAUUUAUUUAAUAAGUGAGUUUCAUUAUAUAUUUUAUAUUUUAAAUUUAUAAUGCACCAGAUUUAGGUAAGAAAAAUUCUAUUCUUAAAUAAUAAUUUACUAUGGAGUCAUUGCAUUGCAGUGUAUUAAUGUAUUGUGAAUUGUUAAUCUUUCUUGUAUUUUAUGAGAGACCAUUACUAUUUGAACUUCUAGUGUAGUAAUAAGGUCUUGGAUUGUUCUUCGUAGUGCAAAUAGCUCAAGCAAUAAUAGUGCUUUUGUAUC
This is a messenger RNA of Hevea brasiliensis (rubber tree), 865 nucleotides long. RefSeq names its product cell number regulator 7-like. The transcript has 4 exons. NCBI's taxonomy places the organism in Eukaryota, Viridiplantae, Streptophyta, Magnoliopsida, Malpighiales, Euphorbiaceae. The record is from RefSeq and is a predicted model, not a curated record. The coding region runs from base 100 to 519 and encodes 139 amino acids.